This is a messenger RNA of Trichoplusia ni (cabbage looper), 1428 nucleotides long. It is a transcript of the gene CPG20, whose product is annotated as putative glycine-rich cell wall structural protein 1. The coding region runs from base 418 to 939 and encodes 173 amino acids. NCBI's taxonomy places the organism in Eukaryota, Metazoa, Arthropoda, Insecta, Lepidoptera, Noctuidae. The record is from RefSeq and is a predicted model, not a curated record. The transcript has 2 exons.
UUAUUUACUUAAUAUCUAUGAAACCUUGUGAAGAUUUGCUUCGCUUCAAUAAAUGUUUUAAAAUCUGUACCACAAAUCAGUACUAAAUACUAUAAAGUGGUAAUUACCGAAUUCGCGUCUGCGUCUAAGGUCGAGCAUGUUCGAAAAAAUCCUGACUGAAUCUCAAAAAUUACUCUAACCGCAGUAUGACACUCAAAACCCUUGACCUCACAUAUCAAUCAUAGAAAAAUAUAAGCGUAUGACGCCCUCCAAUUAACCAAAACUUCCUAUUCGGAUGGUGGCAUCUCCCGUGCUUACACAACCUAAGCUAUCCUUUCUCCGCCCCACCGCGGCCAUACUUUAGUAUAUAUCACCAGGCACCAUCCAAGAACAUCACAUUACUUCGCUACGUUCCGAAGUGACCCAUCACUAAACAUCAUGAAAGCCUUCGUAGCGUGCAUAGCCCUCGCGUUGGUGGCGUGUGCCAGCGCCGAGCCCCCGUCCGGCUACAACUACAACCGUCCCUCCGGCGGCGGCGGCGGUGGCUUCCACGGCGGCAGCGGCGGCGGUCUCAGCGGCGGCGGUGGCUACCAGGCCGUUUCCACCGGCUACCAGACCUCUGAGGGACAGAACGUCGACCCCCAGCUCCUUGAGCAGAUCCGCUCCAUCCUCCUGAAGGAGGAGGCCUCAUCCGGCAGCGGAUUCGGCGGUGGUCACGGAGGACAGGGCGGUGGCGCUCCUUCCUCAUCCUACGGAGUGCCCUCAUCCUCCUACGGCGCCCCCUCCUCCAGCUACGGCGUGCCCUCUGCCCGCGUGGUCGGUAUCGCCCUUGAGGGAGUCCGUCAGGCCAUCCAGGUCGCCCAGUACCAGCAGACCAGCGGCUCCUCCGGCGGCUACCCCGCGGCCGUGCCCUCCGGCAGCUACGGUGCCCCCUCCGGCAGCUACGGCGCUCCUUACUAAAUUAACUAAUAUAUCCGAACUUGUCAAGUACAUUUAGACGAGUAACAUCAAGGAUUAUUGUAAAAUAGCAAGUUGUCUAAAUGCCGUAGUCACAUAAAGUUCGGAUGGUCGACGUUAUUCGAGCUCGCUCACAACAUCCCCGAGCCGCUCGAAUGUUUAUUCGAAUUGGUCGGCAAUCACGUACAAUGUAGGUGAUGCCGGCCCUGGCCGCUGUCACCGCCGGCCAACGCUUGCGACUGUGCACGCACACGGGUGAACAUCUCCCAGCGGCUAACCAGUCGCGGGUGGCCGACUCCAACAGCUGUCACUUCUGUCAAACCGACAGGGUCUCAGCUGGCGGACCGCGCCAUACAACUCGAAGUGGCUAGCCGCUGGGUCUAACUCACAUUUGUAUAAAGUUUAUCGUAAGGUUAGCUUAUUUGUAUUAUUAAGUUUAUGUUUUUUUUUAUUUUACAAAAAAAGAAAAAUAAAUACAUUUUGACACCGUAA